This is a messenger RNA of Rhodamnia argentea, 3101 nucleotides long. RefSeq names its product G-type lectin S-receptor-like serine/threonine-protein kinase RKS1. Bases 331 to 2844 code for a protein of 837 amino acids. NCBI's taxonomy places the organism in Eukaryota, Viridiplantae, Streptophyta, Magnoliopsida, Myrtales, Myrtaceae. Gene Ontology annotation, biological process: protein phosphorylation; recognition of pollen. The transcript has 8 exons. The record is from RefSeq and is a predicted model, not a curated record. Gene Ontology annotation, molecular function: protein serine/threonine kinase activity; ATP binding.
GGAAACUGACGUGUUAUCCAUCUCCGUCACAACGGUUUGGAAUGUCCAGCUCUCUUUAGGAUGAGCAGCGUGCUGUUAUCCCUGAACCCUGUUCUUUCAACUUUAACCGAUUCAAUGCGAGAGCAAAUGCACCUCAAGCAACUUCUUUCGACCACGUUGGUUAAGGGGAUUAGGCUGCUGUGAAGGGAAAGGCAAGGCAAGGCAAGUCGCCAAGGUGGAUCCUUACAAAUUAAGACCUCGACUACACUCCAUGGUAUUCGAGGUACCAUUCACUCAGCCACUUUUGUUGCCUCAGACAUCAUAUCAUAGUAUCCUCAAUAAAAAGACUCAAUGAACACAGAAAAGGGGUUAGUGUAUCCCCUGCUUCUUCUUUUUCUACUUCAGGUAAGUACUUGCUUGGACAUCCUUGACCAAAACAAUACUAUCAAAGAUGGAAAUCUCUUGCUCUCCAGUGGUAAAACAUUCGCUCUGGGUUUCUUCAGCUCGGGUAAUUCUAGCAAUCGUUAUGUCGGAAUUUGGUAUCACCAAGUUUCUGAGCUAACUGUUGUUUGGGUUGCUAAUCGAGAGAGACCAAUCAGUGGCACUUCGGGAGCUCUUUCAAUUGAUUCUGAUGGAAAUUUGGUGCUCCAUGAGACAAAUGGAAGCUUUCCUGUUUGGUCCACAAAUGUUUCUUCUGCAUCAUCCAAUGAUUCUACUACAGCCCGGCUUACGGAUUCAGGCAAUCUAGUCCUGGUUCAAGAUUUUAGUCAAAGGUUGAUAUGGCAAAGCUUUGAUUAUCCUACAGACACUAUGCUUCCUUUCAUGAAACUCGGGUUGAACCGCAAAACCGGUUUGGACCGGUUCCUAACAUCAUGGAAGUCCCUGGAGGAUCCGACACCCGGCAAUUGCUCCUAUAGGAUUGACCCAACAGGCUAUGCUCAAUUAUUUCUGUACAAGGAUGGGGUUCCGUACUGGCGUGUCGGAUCGUGGAUUGGAGAUCGGUGGAGCGGCGUACCUGUAAUGAUUACCCCUUACAUCUUAAACGUAAGCUUUGUAAAUGACCCUGACGAGAUUUCUAUAAUGUAUGGCACCGUUAACCCAUCAACCAUCACAAGAACGGUGCUCAGCGCGUCAGGGUCACUCCAACGAUUCACAUGGCACGACCGAGAUCGGCAGUGGAUAGAAUACUGGCACGCUCCAAUGGACCAGUGCGAUUAUUACGGCAAGUGUGGGCCCAACAGCAACUGCAAUCUGUAUAUUGCGGGCCAAUUCGAGUGCACAUGCCUGCCAGGGUUCGAGCCCAAGUCCCCGGGCGAUUGGUACCUAAGAGAUGGAUCGGCAGGGUGUGUGAGGAGGGGAGGGGUGUCAGUGUGUCGAAGCGGGGAAGGAUUCGUGAAGGUGGCACUAGUGAAGGUGCCGGACACUUCAAAAGCAAGUGCUAACAUGAGCUUGAGCUUGAAGGAGUGUGAAGAGGAAUGCCUGAGGGAUUGCUCUUGCACAGCUUAUGCUAGCGCCAAUGAGAGCCUGGGGGGUUUCGGGUGCCUCACAUGGCAUAGCGAUUUAGUCGAUACAAGAACAUUUGCCACUACAGGUCAAGAUUUAUAUGUACGGGUCGAUGCGGUCGAGUUAGCUCGUUAUAGGAAAACAAGCUCCCUCAGCCGAAAGGCAACGAUUGCGAUAGUUCUGGUUUCGGUUGUGACAGCUCUACUGCUCGCCAGCUCCUUCUCAUACCGCUUGGUGAUCAAGAAGAGAAAGGAUCGCAGAGGCCAUAAUCCACUAAUGAGUGAUAUCAUGAAUCCAACACAUUUGGACGGCUCUCGGAGUGUAAAAGACCCCGACGACGGACCCAGAGGAAACCGAGAUGUGCCACUCCUUGAUCUGAGCACCAUAGCUUCAGCAACAAACAAUUUCUCCAUCCUCAGUAAGCUCGGUCAAGGCGGUUUUGGAUCAGUAUACAAGGGCGUUAUGGACAAUGGAACGGAAAUAGCGGUCAAAAGACUAUCGAAACAUUCAGGACAAGGUGUUGAGGAAUUCAAGAACGAAGUUCGGUUGAUUGCGAAGCUUCAACACCGGAACCUGGUGAGACUACUUGGCUGCUGUGUCGAAGAAGACGAGAAAAUGCUAAUUUACGAGUUUUUGCCGAACAAAAGCUUGGAUGCCUUCCUUUUCGACACAACGCAAAGAUUGACGCUGGAUUGGAGGAAAAGGUUCGACAUCGCAUCCGGGGUGGCUCGAGGACUCUUGUAUUUGCACCAAGAUUCGAGGCUCAGGAUCAUCCACCGAGAUUUAAAGGCCAGCAACAUCCUACUCGACGCUGCGAUGAAUCCAAAGAUAUCUGAUUUCGGUAUGGCUAGGAUAUGCGGCGCGGAUCAAAUCCAAGGAAACACAAAUCGAGUAGUUGGAACAUACGGGUACAUGUCGCCAGAGUACGCAAUGGGAGGUAUAUUUUCGAUAAAAUCCGAUGUCUAUAGCUUCGGAGUUUUGCUGUUGGAGAUCAUCAGUGGCAAAAGGAACACCGCAUAUCACCCGGAAAAUCCAUCUUACAAUUUGAUUGGCCAUGUAUGGGAGCUAUGGAAUGAAGGAAACUGCGAGGACGUUAUCGACGAGUCAAUGGGUGAUUCGUGCGCCAAAGAGGAGGCCUUGAGGUGCAUCCAGAUCGGCCUUUUGUGCGUGCAAGAACUGGCGGAGGAUAGGCCGAACAUGUCCACCAUUGUGUUCAUGUUGGCAAAUAGAGAUGUGGUUCUUGCAUCCCCGAAAAGACCUGCAUACGUUGUCAAGGGCAGGUACCAUGGCGGGAAUCUAUCUGCGAGCAAUGGAACGGCUUCUGCGAACGAUGUUACAAUUUCGAUGGUCGAAGGCCGCUAGUUGUGCCGUUCUCUCGCCCCUGGAUUAGUUAUAGAAACACAAAUUCACUUUGAAAACCUAGGAGUUCAUGGAAGUAUUGGGUACUGGAAUUCCAAGGUGUAUUGAGCCGGCAGAAGUCCUGAAGAGAAACGUUUGCAUGCCUCGGCUGUAAAAUCGAUAUGGAUUGCAUAAGUUUGAUAUAUUUUGGAAACUGCAAAUUGCAUGAUGCUUCUUCUUUAGUUAACUUCGAUAUAAUAAGAUUGUAGUUGAAGUUAGGU